Sturnus vulgaris (Common starling) is the source of this 2329-nucleotide messenger RNA. RefSeq names its product dickkopf Wnt signaling pathway inhibitor 2 (gene DKK2). Gene Ontology annotation, molecular function: co-receptor binding; receptor antagonist activity. The record is from RefSeq and is a predicted model, not a curated record. Gene Ontology annotation, biological process: multicellular organism development; negative regulation of canonical Wnt signaling pathway. Gene Ontology annotation, cellular component: extracellular region. NCBI's taxonomy places the organism in Eukaryota, Metazoa, Chordata, Aves, Passeriformes, Sturnidae.
CCUGUCCUUUUGGGGGAGGGGAGAUGAUCGUGCUGAUGUGGAAUAAGUGCUCCUGCUGUCUCCUCUUACUAGCCGCGGUCCUGAUCGUGGAGAGCUCCCAGCUAGACAGCUCCAGCUCCAAGGUGAACUCCAUCAAGUCCACCCUGAUGGGGGAGGCUCCAACUCAGGCAACCAACAGAUCUGCAGGCAUCCACCAGGGACUGAUGCUUGCUAGCAGUAAGAAGGGCAAAAUGCUAGAGCAGAUGGGAAAACCUCCCAAGCACUAUCACCGGCAAGGAGAGGCGUACCCUUGCACUAACGACAAGGAAUGUGAAGUUGGGCGGUACUGCCACAGCCCUCACCAAGCCACGUCUGCGUGCAUGGUGUGCCGGAGAAAGAAGAAGCGCUGCCACCGGGACGGGAUGUGCUGCCCCAGGAACCGCUGCAACAAUGGUAUUUGCAUACCGGUGACUGAAAGCAUCCUUACUCCUCACAUCCCUGCUCUAGAAGGGCCACGCAACAAGAAGAAUGGUCAUUAUGCAAGUAAGGAUUUGGGCUGGCACAACCUGGGGAGGCCCCGAUCCAAACUGUCACACAUAAAAGGACAUGAAGGCGAUCCCUGCCUACGGUCAUCCGACUGUAUUGAGGGACACUGCUGUGCUCGCCAUUUCUGGACCAAAAUUUGCAAGCCUGUGUUGCAUCAGGGGGAGGUGUGCACCAAACAGCGCAAGAAAGGGUCCCAUGGACUGGAGAUUUUCCAACGAUGUGACUGUGCCAAGGGUUUGUCUUGUAAAGUAUGGAAAGAUGCGACCUCCUCUUCUAAAUCAAGACUUCAUGUGUGCCAGAAGAUCUGAAUGAGGAUUGGGAAGAUAGUAUUAAAUGACUGUGGCUUUAUGUGUUUAAUGCAUUAUGGCAUGGUGGAAAAAGGGGACUGCAAAUGAAAGUGGAAUGGCUAAAUUAACAGUUAGAGUAUGAAUAGAAGUCACACAAAAUGCAUUUCUUUUUGAGCUGGUGGUAAACACAAGCGUAGCUGGAGUUCACCUACUGCGCAGUUCUGUAAAUAAUUCUACAGUUUGUGGGAAAUGCUAGUAUGCAAACAAGUAGAGUGGAAAUGAAUGUCACUUACCUUGCUGUGUUGUCCCAUGAUGUUUCAGGGGUUCAGUGUUAGGGCUACACUGGGUCUCCAGUGUGGUAAGGAUUUUCUACAGAAAUUGUAUACAUUGUACUCCUAUAGGAAGCAGUGGAUGCCAGGAAGACUCAUCUGUCAACACAUCAUUGACCACGUUGCAGGUGUGAGAAAUGGAAAUAAAGUUACUGCGAAUGUUCACAUGUGCUGGUUAUUCAGGCCUGACACUUCAGCAAGGAAGCACUCCUGCAGGACAAGAGUGCUAUGUUUGGCAUGGCCCUUAUGAAAGAAGGUAAAAAUUGGCCAUCUCAAAAUUUCAAGAGAGCAGCAAUUUAUCUAAGAGGAGGCAUGUAAACAGGGUUUUGUUUCCUAUACAUGGGUAAAUUGAAAUGCUUUAUGUAUUCAAUGUCAUAGUAAGGCACUUAAUCACUUGUAUUUGCCUCAGUUUACUGCUAAAAUACAUUGGGUUGAACAGAUGAAGCAAAUGCGUGUGAAUACUGAAUCCAGAAUUAUAUACAGGCAGUUCCUCAUUAGUUCUAAAUAUACUUUCCUUGCCUAAGCAUUCUUGCAUUAUAAACAUUUCCAAAAGAAAUAGCAGAGUGUUGAAGUGCUUAAUAUGAAGAGCUUUGAAGUUAUUUCUCUGUUGCUGUUAUAAUAUAAUAACAUCUCAACAUUUGUUUCAAGUGUUUCAAGUAUACUGCUAUGAACUCAAAUUUUUACAUUUUAUGGCACUCUGCAGCAGGAUAAUGGAUUUGUUCUUGAGACAGCAAAGAAAGAGGAGUUGGGUCUUGGGAGCACCUCCUGUCCUGCAGAAGAGGAUGUAAGAAGAUGGCAUGACCGCAAAUGACUUGUUAAACAUCAUGUGGUGUCUCAGCAUACCAGCCUCCAGCAUGCAUUCAGCCUGAAACUGAUGUCCUCUCACUCUGGAAUGUUCUGCCAGGAAUGACAGAAAUGUAUAGACUGUGGAAACAGCUGCCAACCCUACAUUGUUUGUGUACUGGUUAAAAAAAGGACAGCCUCUGUCCUUUGACUUGUCUCCCAGGUGUCUCUUCAAAUUUUUAAAAUUUUACUUAUUUGCAAAUAUUCUUUUAUAUAAACUUCGGUGAAGAGACUGAUAUUACUUUAAAGAAGUCUGAUUCUGUAAUUGACCUACUGCUAAGUUGUAAUUACGCAUUUAUAAUUACCUAUUUUCAUGUUCUAUAAUACAAGAGACUUUUCUGUUUA